AUGAAGGAAACGAUUGGCAACUGCUUCCACGCUAUCCUAGUUGACAACGGAGUCACACGUCUCAAUGAGUCGAACAAAACCUUCAUUGACCUUUUCGAGAAGCUGGCAGAGAACAUGCCCAGUGCCGGCAAAGUUGGGUGGUUCUCUCAGGGCACACUUUACCCCAAUGGUAUCGAGUCACUCUCCUUCAAGAAUCCCAGCGCGACCAUCGGGAACUGCUCCGGGCGUCGGAGGCCUGCCCGAGACCCUUCAACUGCAACUCAUCAAGCUGUUGAGAGAACUGUUCAAGAACGACAUCCGAAGCGCUUGGAUAAGCUGUUACCACGACUUACGACGUGGCCUCUAAGGGGAGCCCCGGAUUUCGUCGCGCUUUAA
This is a messenger RNA of Colletotrichum higginsianum IMI 349063, 375 nucleotides long. Its product is annotated as GMP synthase. The record is from RefSeq and is a predicted model, not a curated record. NCBI's taxonomy places the organism in Eukaryota, Fungi, Ascomycota, Sordariomycetes, Glomerellales, Glomerellaceae. The transcript has 2 exons. The coding region runs from base 1 to 375 and encodes 124 amino acids.